UUUCAGUAAAGAAACUGAAAAAGAAAAACAAUUCAUUUCUUGUUGAAACCAAAAUAUUAAGUUCAAACAAUUAUAUAUUAUCCUCAGAAGAGAAUAGUAAAAUCUUGUAUGAUGUUGGCCGCCUGUCCCGAUGAACUGCCCAAUCCGCACAAGAACUGCCUGCACGAGAUGCUGCAGGCGCUGAUCUGCAACGACAAUGAUGUGAAGCGCUUGAACACGGAGCUGCGCAACAUGAAACUAGAGUUGCAGGCGGAGGUAGACAGGAUCAACAAGGCGAAUAUCAAGUGUGGCCAUGAGAGAAAGGGCAAGGUGGUGUGCGAGAGCAUCGAGGACUUGACCAAGUUCGCCCAGCGGAUCAACAGUCUGGACGAGGUGAAAAGCCAUUUCACCCAGCGAAGUGAGGAGAUCCGGAAGCGGCGCGACAACGUCAUUGUCUAUGCGCGCCAGUGCCUCUACGCCUACAACGAAGAGAAGUGCAAGUUCAAAUCCUUCCAUGAGAACACAGUGGACUACAUAAAGCGCACAGCGACCCUUUUCCAGGAUGCAGAGGUCAUCAAGGGCUGCGAGAAGGAUGUGUGCGACUUGCACAAGCGAUUUGUGCGAGAGGUGGCCAAGUUGAAGAGUUGCGAGGCGGAACUUCUGCCUUUCUUCAAACUGUUGAAGGAAUCCGACCCGAAGGCCUACUGUGAAUGUUGCUGCUUCAAGGGAUACGAUUGGCUCCCGAGGGGUAAGAACCUAGAGGCAGUGGACUCUAUGGCCGGCGAAAUUAAGGAGCAGAUGGGCGAUGUCUUGGUGCGAGCCUUCGCCCAGCUACACAUUCAUUCGCCACAGGACCCGCGUGCCUUCAUUGCUGCCUAUCUAAUGAACCUUGAUCGCAACGAGCAGGAUAUGAAGGAGAAGCUUAACAUCUUCCAGGCAGAUCCGGACGUGGAGCUUCAGGAGCUGUCUGACCCCACAUUCCACUGCGAGGAUGAGUGUCCUCGCCCUGAAUAAUGCCACAAAUCGAUCUAUUUUA
Drosophila rhopaloa is the source of this 1015-nucleotide messenger RNA. RefSeq lists its product as uncharacterized. Bases 109 to 993 code for a protein of 294 amino acids. The record is from RefSeq and is a predicted model, not a curated record. The transcript has a single exon. Gene Ontology annotation, cellular component: Set1C/COMPASS complex. NCBI's taxonomy places the organism in Eukaryota, Metazoa, Arthropoda, Insecta, Diptera, Drosophilidae.